Penicillium daleae is the source of this 435-nucleotide messenger RNA. RefSeq names its product 40S ribosomal protein uS9. NCBI's taxonomy places the organism in Eukaryota, Fungi, Ascomycota, Eurotiomycetes, Eurotiales, Aspergillaceae. Gene Ontology annotation, cellular component: ribosome; cytosolic small ribosomal subunit. The record is from RefSeq and is a predicted model, not a curated record. Gene Ontology annotation, molecular function: RNA binding; structural constituent of ribosome. The transcript is spliced from 4 exons. Gene Ontology annotation, biological process: maturation of SSU-rRNA from tricistronic rRNA transcript (SSU-rRNA, 5.8S rRNA, LSU-rRNA); translation. Bases 1 to 435 code for a protein of 144 amino acids.
AUGGCUUCUACCGCCCCGAGUGUGCAAUGCUUCGGCAAGAAGAAGACGGCCACCGCUGUCGCCCACUGCAAGCAAGGCAAGGGCCUCAUCAAGGUCAACGGCCAGCCCCUCUCUCUGGUCCAGCCUGAGAUCCUGCGCUUCAAGGUCUACGAGCCCCUCCUGAUCGUCGGCGCUGACAAGUUCGCCGGUGUCGACAUCCGCGUCCGCGUCACUGGUGGUGGUCACACCUCCCAGGUCUACGCCAUCCGUCAGGCCAUCGCCAAGUCCAUCGUCGCCUACUACCAGAAGUACGUCGACGAGCACUCCAAGAACCAGCUCAAGCAGGCCUUUGUCCAGUACGACCGCACCCUGCUGGUCGCCGAUAACCGCCGGGCCGAGCCCAAGAAGUUCGGUGGUCGCGGUGCCCGCUCCCGUUACCAGAAGUCGUACCGUUAA